AUGUGUCCUCCAGUCAGUGUGCGCUAUGGGAAGGAUGGCGUGUCCUACCUCUAUGAGUCCUGGCUGUACCAGCUUCUCUAUGGAGACCAGAUGAGGUUAUGCUUUUCUUGUUUCAAGGCGGCCUACCUAGUCAGUAAAGAAACAAUGGGACUGGAAGACUGGCAAGAGGAAGAGUGGGAACCCGAGUCCAUGGAGCUCCCUGAGGAAGGACCUCAGGGGGCAGAGUGGCCAGUUCUGAGCCCUAGCUGGUGGCAGGACCUUGGGCACCCAGAGCAGUCGGGCUUAGAAAAUACAGGCCCUGAGCCUAUAGCACUAGCCUCUGCGCAGUCAGAUGGCUUGGCAGUGAGCAUUCAGCCUGUGCCCACUGAGCUAGGGCCUCAUGAUGCUGUGCCCCUGGACCUGGGCCCCGAAGAUGCUGACCCUAAGCAGACCUUACCCUGGAAACGGGAUGGGCUUUCUUCUUGCCCUCACUGGGAUGUUCCUGGUCUCUACUGGUUGGACAAUUUCAAGGCGAGCCCACCUGCAUCUCUGCCCAUAUUGUUGGCACUGAGCCCUACCUUGCCUGUGGAUAUUGUGGAGGCUGACACCUGGCUGAUGGACUUGAAGUUCGUCUGUGUGCUGGACCAGUUGGGAGACUUGUGCUACAUCACUCCCUUGUGUACAUCAUGGGUGGUGAGGACCCCACUGCAGAGAUGGGAGAUGCUGAUCAGGCCGAUUUCUGGCGAGGUGAUACUGGCAAGGCUCCAAGACCCACUUGAGCAGCAGGAUCUACAUCGCUGGAGGCUGAGUGUCCUGGACAUCACAGAGCUGGGGGUGGAGCUGGUGACUAUAGACAAUGCCCUGCAGAAAGGAGGCUUCGCUGUGCACUCUUACUCACCCUGGCGCAGUGGGACCCCUGAAGUCUGGAGCAGUGGGCCCAGGGGCCCGGGAGAGAGACGACAUGUUUUGGACCUCAUACCCUUUCCAGAGCAGUCCAUCAGUCCCCACAACUAA
Messenger RNA from Jaculus jaculus (lesser Egyptian jerboa), 993 nucleotides. Its product is annotated as testis-expressed protein 19.2. Gene Ontology annotation, biological process: placenta development; male gonad development; spermatogenesis. Bases 1 to 993 code for a protein of 330 amino acids. Gene Ontology annotation, cellular component: cytoplasm; nucleus. The transcript has a single exon. The record is from RefSeq and is a predicted model, not a curated record. Lineage: Eukaryota; Metazoa; Chordata; Mammalia; Rodentia; Dipodidae.